Ipomoea nil (Japanese morning glory) is the source of this 1386-nucleotide messenger RNA. RefSeq lists its product as uncharacterized. The record is from RefSeq and is a predicted model, not a curated record. Lineage: Eukaryota; Viridiplantae; Streptophyta; Magnoliopsida; Solanales; Convolvulaceae. The transcript has 3 exons. Bases 792 to 1295 code for a protein of 167 amino acids.
GCUCGACGGCGACGACUCAAAACCCUACCGGAUGCAAGUUGGGAUUUUAUAAGUGAGCUGCCUUUAGAGGUAAAGGACAGAAUUUUGGAGUGUUUGCCCACCCGAGACGCCGCCAGAAUGGCUCUGCUCUCAACCUACUGUAAUGAUGCUUGGUUGCAGCAUGGGCGGCUUGCGUUCGAUUCGGACUUCUUGCAUAGUGUUGAACACCGCAAAUUAAAGAUGAUGACAGUAGAACCCUCGUGAACAUAAUCAAUAAUAUCCUCUUUUUCCGUGCUGGGCCUAUUAGGAAGUUUACUCUAGAGAUAAACACUGCAUAUGAUGCAUCGCCGCAGCAAUCCGAUUUUGAUAAGUGGUGUCUUUUUCUUUCAAGAAAUGGUGUGGAGGAACUUAACAUAUCUUUAUAUAGUUAUCUAGAGCCAGAUUAUCAGCUGCCAUUUUGUUUACUCUCUUGCAGGACAAUUAAGAAACUGAUAGUCGAAGGUCCCUUUAUUGAUUUGCCUGUAAAUGGUUGUGGUAUAUUUUCCAAUGUCACUUCAUUAGCUUUCUUCAAUGUUUCAUUUAAGCGUAGCGUUAAUGGAAUUGCCUCUAGUAUUAGUACUCCUAAGCUUGAGAAGCUGGCUUUCAAGGAUUAUGGAGGGAUCAAUAAGUUUGAGAUCAACCCUCCAAAGCUUGAAAUCUUGUCUGUUAUUGGUUCUAUAUAUGAUAUAUAUGAUUUUGGUGAUUCGAGAUGGUUGGCACUACAUUUGAAAGCCAUUAAGACUCUUUGGUUGUGUGGCUCUUCGUUGGAGUGUAUGCGUGUAUCUAUGUUUCCAACUUCAAUAAAUCUGCGAGUGCUGAAGCUAUAUGGAUUACAUUUUGGUUAUUGGGAUCAGCCACUCGUUUUUAUGCAAUUGCUUCAAAAAUGCCCCAACCUAUGUGAACUGCAGAUUAUGGCGGAUGAGUAUGACAACGAACUGAACGAUGCUGCUUCAAGGUGUUUGAAGGGUCGAAACGGUUGCUUAUUUAUUCAAGAGCUGCAGAUGCUUAACAAAGUUAAGAUUGAAGCAUUCAGUGAUCAAUCCGCACUGGAAAUGCUUUUUAUGAAAACACUGCUCUUAAAAUCCCCUGCGUUAGAGAGAGUUGUUAUUGUGAAGUCUUGUAGUAUAAAUGCCUCCGAGGUGAGAAAAAUCCAAAGGAAGUUGCAAUGCUUCCCUCGUGCAUCUCCAAAGGCACAAAUUGUAUGCGCUGGCAACUACUAUGCGGGUAUGAAUGAGGACUGGAUGGAUACCCAUGGUGUUAGGCUUUUAGAAACUUAGUAUGGUGAAUCUCCAUGGGUUCUAUUUGGGUGCAGCUUAGGAAUGUAAGCAAAUGUUGUGUUGGAAGUUAAAAUGUUUUCUAAGUUGUUCA